AUGACAUCGUCGUCAUCGUCCCAUGCCACGGGCAACGGCGGUGUGCCUUGCGGGAACACGGUGGAGAAGAUCCAGCGCUUCCUGGUGGACGCCCUGGAGGCGGAUGUCUUCGUCACGGGGCCCACCUUGGAUUCCGAGACCUGGCUCCCGAGCCUGGUGCUCUUCGGAAGGAGCCUACAGCAGAUACGGCUUGAGAAUGAAAACGUCACUGCGGCUCUGUAUAGUCAAGGGGCCAAGUCGCCGUUUUUGCCCGGGGCUUUGCAGAUCAGGGGCAACUGGCUGGGAUGUUUGGAGCGUGAAAGGCCUGAGAAUCAGGGCAAAGACAUGCGCCGCAAGGGCAGCGGAUUGUGCCUCAUCUAUGGGCAGAAGCAGUGCAUGCUGAUGAUUCAGGACUGGGAGGCGAAGAACAGUCACCGCUACCAGCGAGUGGUCUUCAGCCGUCCGGAUUUUCAUUGGACGGCGCCUCAUGUGCCGCCAAGCUUUCUGUCCAUGGAGCACAUUUGGAUCAUGGAUGGGCAGGACAACGGCGGCCUCAACGACCGCCACUGGAUCUUUCCAAGGAGCCUCAUGGAGAUGAUGCUGGGGGCCUGGGACAGCAUUUUGGAUGGUGUGGUUCUUCAAAUGCAGCAGGCGAUGCCUUCGCUUCCGUGGUGGGGGGCUGAAACCUUCUUUGGUCUGCGGCUCUUGACGUUGGGCUUCACCCAGCGGAUCCGACGCGUCCCGGUGCCGGCCUACCUUGAGUGUUCCAACCGCUACAGUCGCAAGGACAUUGACACCAGCGCCCUAUCCUUGAACGACACGGGCCGCUUGAGCGAGUGGAAACUUCGCUGUCCGCUGGGAGGGCCCAAGUACAAGCACGAGCACGAAGAGGCGCUGAGCUUCGCGAGGUGCUUUACGGAGACCUUAAGCGACCGCUGGUCCUGGCGAAUGCUGUGGGAUUGCUGGUGUGAUGCCAAGUAUCGAAGAGGAAUGUUGCAGUACUUGGAGUAUGACCUGUGCCAAAGUGCGCUGGAAGAGAUUGUCUUCUCAACGGCUGCGGAACGAACCAUGGAAGAGGCGCCCUCGGUGGAACAUAGCGCCAACGGAACAGCGCUGGGGCAGACCCGUGAGGAGUGCCAGGAGAUCCUCAUCGAAGCUGCCAAGGAGGAGCCGCCUGGGUGUAGCAUGUUGGGUGUCCAAGGUCCCAAGGGCGGUCGUGCAGCUGUUCUUCGUGCGCUGGUGCCGAGCCCGGAAACGUCACCGGUGGCGCUGGAGCUCAUCCACCGAGUUUGCUGUUUCCUCCACGAGAAUCCUAUGCUGUUAGCAACCCAAAACGGGUACAGCCAUGCCGGCAGCCGAGGGGCGCCAAACUCAUGGCAGAAAGCGCUGCAGCUUUUCCGAGCAGCCCAUGUUCCCCAGGAAAUGGAGACGCUGCAGGCAGCCCUGAGCACAUUGAUGUCCAGCUGUUACAAAGCAGAUGCCUGGCAAGAAUCCUUGUGGAUUUUUCAGGCCAUUUGUCGCUACAGACAGCCGCUGGAUGAGAUCGCUUAUUGCAACAGCAUCAAUGCCCUGGACCGUGGCAAUCGAUGGCAAGAAGCGAUUCAGCAACUGCAGGACAUGGAUUCCUACAGUUUGAGACGCAAUGUUUUUGCCUAUAGUGCAGCGAUCUCCUCCAUACGAGGCUCGGAGUGGCAGCAAGCCAUUGGAGCGUUGGCCCAGCUCCAGUCGGAGGCGAUUCUGCCAAACACCGUCGUUCUCAACUCGGCCAUCGCCUGUUGCGAAGCUGCGGCAUGGCGCGUGGCCGUGGCCUUGCUGGAGCAGAUGUGGCGGAUGCGCUUGGAAGCCUCGGUCGUGACUUUGGGCUCCGUGGUUGCUGCCUGCGGACACGGCCAGCAGUUAACCGCCGCCUUGGACGUUUGGCAUGAGUUGAAAGACGUGCGGUCGCUUGAACCAGGCCAUGAAGCGUGGUGUGCCUUGGUCACGUGCUGUGAACGCUGUGGCAAUUGGCAGAUGGCGCUGCAGAAGAUGGAGGAAUCCAGCUUACGGAAUCCCAUCAUCCUCAGCAGCGCCAUGGGCGCCUGUGUGACUGCCCAGGAGUGGCAGCGUGCCUUGCAGCUCUUCCACUCUGCACAGCACCCGGACCUGGUUCUCUUCGGCGCUGCGCUGCGGGCCUGGGAGGCCUCGUCCCAAUGGGCCUCGGCGCUGCACGUCCUCGGCGACGUGGUUUCCCAGCGGCUGACGCCCAACGUCAUCCUGCGAUCGGCGGCGAUCAGUGCCUGUGAGAAGGAGAGCCAGUGGGAAAGUGCAAUGAGCAUCUUCAGGGCCAUGUCACUGGACGAGUUGCGCCCUGAUGCGGUGGCCUACAGUGCUACCAUGAGUGCUUGCGAAAAAGCCUGGCAGUGGCAACAGGUCCUGUUGCUUCUGACGGAAAUGAAGUGCAAUGAAAUCGUUCUGAACAGCUUCUGUUACAAUGUUGCCAUCUCGGCCUGUGCGGGGCGUGCCUUCGAUGUGGCUCAUGGCCUCUUCCAAGAAAUGCAUUCUCAGCAGAUGCUGCCAGACAUUGUGACCUACAGUGCCAUGGUGACCUGUUGUGAGAAAAGUCACGACUGGCAGAUGGCCCUGGUGUUCAUGCAGCAAAUAAAGGCGAGUCGCUUGCAGCCAAACAUUGUGAGCUAUGGUGCAGCCAUCAGCGCCUGCGAAAACCGCAUUGCAUGGGAGCCAGCCUUGGCGUUGCUGGCGGAUGCCAAGGAGGAUCUGGACAUCUUGAACGAAUUCAUUUUCAGCGCAGUGAUCAGUGCAUGUGAGAAAAGCAGUCGCUGGCAACGGGCGGUUCUGCUUUUCGAGGAAGCGAAGAGAGAAGACCAUGCCUCCCUUUGGGUGUAUAACAGCCUGUGCAGUGCUUUUGAGAAGGGCCAGAAAUGGCGAAACAUUUUGGAGCUUCUCUCAGGUAUGCAACGGGACGCGGUCCUUCCGGAUUCGGUCACCUACAACGCGGUGCUGGCAGCACUGCGCCGCGCCACGGAGUGGCAAGGGGCCUUGGAAGUGCUCCAGCACUGUGAGGAUGCGGAUGCUAUCGCCUUGGCUAACGCCAUCGACGCCUGUGCCAGCGUCGCGUCCGCGGCUUCGAAGCUGCCGCGGCUCUGUCACUGGCUGGGGCGCUCCGUUGUGCCGCAGCUUCGCUCGUUGGUGGAAAAGGAGCUGGAAAACGGUGCUGGUGAACGACUUGAACGCCUCGAGGCCAUGUUGGAACGGAUGGGGCACGGCGAGGUCUUUCAAGAGGAAUGUGAGGAGGGCAAACGCUAUGUGCUGGGCUAUGUUGAAGGUUUGGAACCGUCCAAAUCGGCGUUCCACAAUCCAAAGACAUACCCGUGGAGUUGCGAAUUGCAGAGGCACUGGAUGGAGAUCCAGAGCGAACUCCAGGGACACCUUGAGGGCGAGGUGUGGGAACUUGGUCCCUAUGCCGCGCCGAACAAGCAGUAUGCCCCCGAAUGGAAGAUCGCCAAAAUCUUCACAGCCGACCACUGGGAGGACCGCUUCCCCACCACACAGCGUAUCAUACAGAGGCGCCUCGGUGUCCUGGGCAGGGCAAGUGAUGACAUAUGGCAACUGGGCAACUGA
Molecule: messenger RNA, 3597 nt
Organism: Cladocopium goreaui
Lineage: Eukaryota; Dinophyceae; Suessiales; Symbiodiniaceae
Source: the annotation of a GenBank genome assembly